Gossypium raimondii (Peruvian cotton) is the source of this 3867-nucleotide messenger RNA. RefSeq names its product ETO1-like protein 1. Gene Ontology annotation, biological process: negative regulation of ethylene-activated signaling pathway. The record is from RefSeq and is a predicted model, not a curated record. NCBI's taxonomy places the organism in Eukaryota, Viridiplantae, Streptophyta, Magnoliopsida, Malvales, Malvaceae. The coding region runs from base 921 to 3590 and encodes 889 amino acids. Gene Ontology annotation, molecular function: protein binding. The transcript has 5 exons.
UUGGGGGUACUUCCAACAAACAGUAGAUGCCUGCAAUCUUUCUGGUCUCCAACGCAAGGAAAAGUGUGAGAAAAAAGUAGAAGGAAAAACUUUCCCUUCUACCAAACAAAAGAAACGUUACUAAAAGCAUAGGAAAGUGGAAAACUCAGAAAAUAUUUUCCCUUUUGGAUUCCCACACUUCGUUCAAACUUUGAUCUCCCAUCUCAUUGCCUUCUAAAAAGUCCCAGCUCUGCUUUUUCUUCAAAUUUUCAAAACCCCCAAAAUCCAAUUCUCUCUCUGUCUCUAUCAUAAGAGUGUGUUUGUUAAGGUAUUUUGGCUUUAUUAUUGUUUUUUUUUUUAUUAUAAAAAUUCUGGCUUUAUUGUUAAAGGCUAUAAUUUGGGUUUUGGUAGCCUUUGAGGUAAAGAUCUUUGGUUAACUGUUAGAUGUUGGUGGCUAAUUGGUAGUUUCUAAUUUGGUUUUUUAUUUAAAAUUAUUUUCUUUUUAACAAAGACCAUUUACUUAAUUGUUUUAACACCAAAACUUAGUUGAUCUUCAAUUUUUUUUUCUUUUGUGGAAUAGAAUCGACCAGGAUUUUUUCAUUUUUACUGUGAAGCCCCCUUUUUUUGUGUAAAUUCUUGGUUGUCCCAGCUUGUUAUAAGAUACCCAUAUUGAAAAUAUAGUGAAUGAUUGUUUCUGGAAUUUUGUUUGCUUGUAUUAAAUGUUUACAACAGAAACUUUGUUGCUUGGUGAGGUAGGAAGGGGUUUUCUUUUUUCAUUUACUAAAUAGGAUUAGUGUGACUGUUUUUCCUCUUUUUACUUCUGUGUUUCUCCCUUUUUUUGAAGGAUUUUUUGUUGGUUUAUUUUUAUUUUUUGAGUUUUUGAGAAAAGACCCUAUUUGGCUACUGUGGAGAUCUGGGACUUGUUUAAUCUGUUAUGCCCAAUGAGGGCUUUCCUUCCAUCUGAUUUAUGUAAAGAAACACAGCUCAAUGCCAUUAAUCCUCAGUCUUGGCUCCAAGUUGAAAGAGGGAAAAUUUCCAAACUAUCAUCUUCAUGUACCACCACCUCUUCAUCCAUAGAAUCAUUUAUCAAGGUUCCUGAGCCACCCAUAGUGCCAUUCUUUAAACCUGUUGAUUAUGUAGAGGUCUUAGCUCAAAUUCAUGAAGAACUCGAAUCUUGUUCUUUGCAAGAGAGAUCGAAUCUGUAUUUAUUACAAUUUCAGAUCUUUAGAGGGCUUGGGGAAACCAAAUUGAUGCGGAGAAGCCUCCGGUCUGCUUGGCAGAAGGCUGGGACGGUCCAUGAGAGGCUUGUGUUUGGGGCAUGGUUGAAGUAUGAGAAGCAAGGGGAAGAACUUAUUGUUGACUUGCUUGCAACUUGCAAUAAAUGUGCACAAGAGUUUGGACCGAUGGAUGUUGCUUCUCAGUUUCCGGUUGAGGUAGAUGGGGCUUCGCAGGAGACCGUUGUGACAGACGGGGAAAAGAGCCUGAAAAAUGUGAACUUUUGGAUAGGAGAUGAGAAAAUAGUUUGCCGUAGGCAGAAAAUAGCUUCUCUUUCUGCCCCCUUUCAUGCUAUGCUUAAUGGUUACUUCAAUGAAUCGCUUUGCGAGGACAUAGAUUUAUCAGAAAACAAUAUCUCUCCAUUGGGGUUGAGGACCAUCAGUGUGUUCAGCGUGACGGGCUGCCUGAGUGAUGUCCCACCUGAUCUUUUGUUAGAAAUAUUAGUUUUUGCAAACAAGUUUUGUUGUGAGAGACUCAAAGACGCUUGUGAUAGGAAACUCGCAUCUUCAGUUUGCACCAAAGAUGAUGCUGUGGAGCUUAUGGAAUAUGCCAUUGAAGAGAAUUCUCCUGUACUUGCUGCAUCAUGUUUGCAAGUUUUUCUACACGAACUGCCUGAUUGUUUGAAUGAUGAAAGAGUAGUGGAAAUAUUUAGCCAUGCCGAUAGACAACAGAGAUUGAUCAUGGCUGGACAGGCCACUUUUUCUCUUUACUGUUUAUUAAGUGAAGUAGCCAUGAACCUCGAUCCUCGAUCUGAUAAAACUGUUUGUUUCCUAGAACAAUUGAUUGAAUCUGCUGAAACCGACAGGCAGAGACUGUUAGCUUUUCAUCAGUUGGGAUGUGUAAGGCUUCUGAGGAAAGAGUAUGAUGAAGCUGAAAGUCUUUUUGAGAGAGCUGUAGGUUUAGGUCAUGUUUACUCUAUUGCAGGUUUGGCUAGAUUGGGUUACAUUAAGGGUCAUAAACUUUGGUCUUACGAGAAGCUUAGCUCGGUGAUUUCUUCUGUUAAUCCACUAGGAUGGAUGUAUCAGGAGAGGUCAUUAUAUUGUGAGGGUGAUAAGAGGUGGGAAGACCUCGAGAAAGCAACCGAACUGGACCCAACUCUUACCUACCCUUACAUGUAUCGGGCUGCUUCCCUAAUGAUGAAACAGAAUGUUCAAGCUGCUCUUGGUGAGAUCAACCGAGUUCUUGGGUUUAAACUUGCUCUAGAAUGCUUGGAACUCCGAUUUUGUCUUUAUUUGGCUAAUGAGGAUUACAAAGCAGCCUUGUGCGAUGUUCAGGUAAUUCUAACACUUUCCCCAGAUUACAGAAUGUUCGAGGGACGAGUGGCAGCGUCCCAGCUCCGCACACUUGUGCGUGAGCAUGUUGACAACUGGACAACAGCAGAUUGUUGGAUGCAGCUAUAUGAUAGGUGGUCUUCUGUAGAUGAUAUAGGAUCUCUCUCUGUAAUCUAUCAAAUGCUUGAAUCCGGUGAGGCGAAAGGUGUUUUAUACUUCCGACAAUCAUUACUUCUCCUCAGGUUAAAUUGUCCUGAUGUGGCUAUGCGAAGUCUAGAAUUAGCUUGUCAACAUGCGUCUAGUGAACAUGAACGCCUGGUUUACGAGGGAUGGAUCCUAUAUGAUACCGGUCACUGUGAGGAAGGGCUUCGAAAAGCGGAAGAGUCUAUUAGAACCAAGAGAUCAUUUGAAGCCUUCUUCCUUAAAGCUUAUGCAUUGGCUGACUCUAGCAUGGAUUUUGCAUGUUCUUCAACAGUUAUCUCACUGCUUGAAAACGCCUUGAAAUGCCCCUCGGAUAAUCUUCGGAAAGGUCAAGCUCUGAACAAUCUUGGAAGUGUGUACGUUGAUUGUGGAAAAUUGUACUUAGCAGCCGAUUGCUACAUUAAUGCCCUUAAAAUACGACACACCAGAGCCCAUCAAGGCCUUGCACGAGUACAUUUUCUCAGAAAUGAGAAGGCUGCAGCAUACGAGGAAAUGACUAAACUGAUUGAAAAGGCUAAAAACAAUGCAUCUGCCUACGAAAAGAGGUCCGAGUACUGUGACCGUGACCUCACCAAGGCAGACCUUGAGAUGGUCACUCAAUUAGAUCCACUCCGUGUGUAUCCUUACCGAUACCGAGCUGCGGUGUUAAUGGACAGCUCCAAGGAGAAGGAAGCCAUUGGUGAACUAUCGAGAGCUAUUGCAUUCAAAGCAGAUCUUCACCUUCUUCAUCUACGGGCAGCCUUCCAUGAGCAUGUCGGUGACGUCUUGGCUGCCCUCCGAGAUUGUCGAGCCGCCCUCUCCAUAGACCCGAAUCAUCAAGAAAUGUUAGAACUACACAGCCGUGUAAACAGCCAUGAACCUUAAAUCUCUCUUCGUCCUUUUUUGAUUUCUUUUCUUUUCUUAGGUUUAAAUGUAAAAUGGGGAAAAAAGGAAGAAAUAAAUGAUAACAUAAAAGGGUUGGGGUUGGGGAGGAAGAGAUUUUGAGAAAGUAUACAUAGCAAAGUGUGGGUAUCAUUGUUCCUUCUGUAAUUUAUCCUGUUUUUAAGAGUUUAUGGUUAUGAAAUUUUACAAUGCCUGGUUGGCCCUCUCUGCUAGAAUGUAACUUUAUAUUGUGGAUAUACAAAUUCAUUUGUUAAGGGUA